Messenger RNA from Eriocheir sinensis (Chinese mitten crab), 5445 nucleotides. RefSeq lists its product as uncharacterized. The transcript is spliced from 9 exons. Gene Ontology annotation, molecular function: metalloendopeptidase activity. Gene Ontology annotation, cellular component: extracellular matrix. Bases 645 to 2939 code for a protein of 764 amino acids. NCBI's taxonomy places the organism in Eukaryota, Metazoa, Arthropoda, Malacostraca, Decapoda, Varunidae. Gene Ontology annotation, biological process: extracellular matrix organization; proteolysis. The record is from RefSeq and is a predicted model, not a curated record.
CAAAAAAAAAAACAAACAUUUAGGAGCAAUAGGAGGCCGCGAUGUUUCCACAAUCGAAAGAACUGUCAGUCGAGGGGACAUUGAUGGUUGCUUUCAAAUCCUGACAAGUACCUACUUAUACAGGGCUUGAGUGAAUGGGCUGACUUUUUUCAGUCAGUCAAUGAAUUAAUGGGGGUACUACACGCUGGGGGUCGUUGCCUCGCUCACUCUACAAUGGCGCCAUCCCCGGAGGUUCCUCCGAGCGGGCUUCCAUUCAGGCGCCUUUAAUGUAGUCAACCAGUAGGUAUUCAUCGACUUGCUAAAGCCCAUAGCUUUAUGGGAUGUCUCCUGCCUCCUCCUCUCUGGGUUGUCUCUCCGCGCUGCUAUAUCUUUUUGACAAUAUGAACCGUCCUCCUCCCCUGGGUAGCUAUAGAUAAAUAAAGGAAAAAAUAUGAAAGGGCGGAUGACUCACGCCUUCACCUGCUGAAUAGUAAAUAAAACCACUCACCACUGACACACAUUUGUCCCCGACAAAGCCGGUGGCAACUGGCAAUUAUUUCAGUCAAGCUCGUGUAGGUGGUCCACAGUCCGGUGGUCAGGUGCAUGGUGCAGGAUAUCCCUUCUGUUUGCACGUGUCCACUGCCGCCCCGCCGCCGGCCGCUGUGAUGCGCGUCCUCGGCCUGUCCCCCUGCUGCCCGCUGCUGUGGCUGCUGACGCUGCUCCCUUUCACGCAGGCCUCGUCGCUGCAGGUCCGGCUGGCUGACGCAGGGGUCGAGUUGUCACCGCAAGAGGAAGCCGCUCUCCUGUCCCGCCAUCCUGAAGACGCCAGAAAUCUUACUCAUGUGGGGGCCGACUCACCCACCGAGGAGGCCGUGGGUCCAGGAGAGCUACAGGGGGGGAAAGGCGUCGGGGGUCACCACAUCACGACCAGGGCGGCAAUGAAGACGCGCUACACUAUUGAGCUGGCGGUGUUCCUUGAUGACUCCCUUGUGUCCUACGUCAGGAAGCGAUACCCGUCCGCCAACGCCAGGAAGAAGACCAAAGAGAUCGUUAUGACUCUCCUCGCCGUAGCGAACCAGGUGUUGUCGGAUCCCAGCCUGAAGGACGCGGCUCUGAGUCUCCGUGUGGUACGCCUCAAGUUCCUGGGUCGCAGCGCGGUCAGCAAUGGGGGCGGGGAGGCCGGCCUUUACCUCAACAACUUCUGCGCCUGGCAAACCCCUAAGAGCACCAAGCGGGGUGCGAGGCGCUGGGACCACUCCUUGCUGCUAACGGGGCUGGACCUCUACUCCGAGCAGCCCUACGCAAACAAGACCAUGGGCAUGGCCUUCGUGGGGGGCAUGUGCACCGCCGACCACUCCUGCUCUCUCAUCGAGGCCACCAAGUUCACCUGCGCCUACACAAUCGCGCACGAACUGGGCCACAGCUUGAACGUGGUGCAUGACGGGGACCCGCCGGCCGAGGCAUGCAGCGCCACGGGACACCUCAUGGCCGAGUCCCUCAACGACGGCGGUCACACGUGGUCCUCGUGUUCCAGGGAGCAGCUCAAGGCCUUCCUCGACACGCACGGCACGUGUCUGACGGAGAUGAGUUCUGGUGGUGGUGGUGGAGGGAACAUCGACGCCAACAAUGCCUUCCUGCACGCCGACCUCCCCGGCAGGACAUACGGCGCGGACCAGCAAUGCCACUAUAUGUACGGCGAGGGCUGGAUGUACGCCGCCGACCAGUACCCCGACGUGUGCGCGGAGAUCUGGUGCGUCAACGGGCUGAGGCUGCGGAGUCCCGGGGUGUCGGCUCUGGACGGCACCAGCUGCGGGAGUAACAGGAUGUGCUUGAAAGGACGCUGCAAAUCGUUUAGAACCGCCCUCAAGAUCGCGAGCAGAAAAGAGCAGCCGAAGGGGAGGAAGGAAAAUAUGAUGAAGAAGCUGAAGAAGAUCGUGAAGAAACUAACAAAGAGCCGCUCUGGGGAAGGGGACGAAAAGGAAGAAGUGAAAAAUGGAUCAGAGACAGAGCUGACAAAACAGACUUCGGAAGAGAACGAGGAUACAAUUGGAACUGCAGGAAGAGAGAAGGGAAUGGAGGAUAAGGAAGUGGAAAAGGCUGAAAAUAAGCAGGGCGUAAAUGAGUACAUGGACUUACUUAGAGCAUUGUUGGAGGAGAUGCAGAAGUCAGUGCAGGAGACCGAAGGGAAGACGAACUGGAAGAAGAGCAGCGAAAGGGAGAACAAAAUGGAUCCCUUGUGGUGGAUGGGAGGAAAAGGAAAACGAGAGAAAGAAAUAAAGACGAAAACACAAAAGCAACCCAUGGAAGGAGAUGAAGAUAGGAGAAACAACUUAUCCAGAGACGCAAGAGAAAACGACGAUAAGAGGGAUAAAAAGGAAAGACGGAAACAAGUAAAAGGAAGCAAAAAGGACUUGAAGAGACCUCGCAGGGUAUUGGGGAGGUCCGGAUGGCGAAACCCUCUGCCCAACGUAAGCAAGUUCGAAUCCCCGACCCACCUCAUUAUUAAGGAAAGGAUGAAUUACGUCAAGGGCAAGGGAUGGAAGAUGCACAUUCUCAAGAUACAGAAAACCAAGAAAUUGUCGAAUAGAAGAGUCAACGUGAAAAAGUACACGGUCAAAUGCGACGAGAACCGAUCAAACUGCAGAAUAGCGAAGAGACAAACGAAGAAUAAAGUACGAAUGUUGGGCCCAAAGGCAAAGUCUCGAAAAGGUAAGAAAAUACAAAACAGAAGAAUCAAUAUUAAAAACUCGAAUCGGAAACCCGCGAAGAAAACAAAGACACUCGAUGCCUUACAAGAGGACCGUCACACCCCAACGAUAAUCAGGAGUGAAGGAACAUUAGCUGAAGAUCCUUGUCGGCCGCGUAGGAUUAAAUACACCACGGGAAAAGGAUGGUUAGUUAAGGUAUCCAGUGACUGCCUGAGACCAAGUAAUGCGACAACAGAGCCCGUCAUCGAGUAAAAUAUAAUGAGGUGGAUGACAAGAAGAGAUGAUAGGCUAUUUCUGAUUUUGAUGUCCGUUCUGAUUCUGUCCGUCCGUCUGUCUGUACGUGUGUGUCCAUAAUUAUGUUUGUCUGUUUAAGAUGUGUAUGUGUGUGUGUGUGUGUGACCUACUAAUACUAACAUGACAUUCAUUUAAUUUCUCUACCUCUCUCUCCAUCAUCAGCUGCUUAAAUUUCACUCACUAAUAAUAACACAUUACUUUGCUCUAUAUAACUUCGCUUAUUCCAACUCAGAAAUUAGCUCUACAGAAUUUAGCGCAUUCCUAAGUGAGUGUCAGGAUUUAGGUCAUUCCAACUCUAUCUUGUGCUGUGAUGUAAUAUAUUAAUUCAUUCUGCGGCCGCCGGUGAAAGUACAAAACAGCGACACACACACACACACACACACACACACACACAGUCACACACACGCCAUACACGACAGGUCAAGGAUAACUGUUACAUAUUGUCUCGUCAGUUCGUGUCCGCUUGUUACCAGCACGCUCCGGCAUUGUUGAUUUGUCUAUUUACUUGUUCAUUGUCUACGGAUUCUGAGACAUGCUUUUAACUAUAUUAGUAAGAUAAAUGACAUGAUUUCAGAGUCGUAUUUAAUGUUGGGUGACAUUUUUAACAUUUCAAUUUCGAGACGUUUUCAUGAGAGCAGGUCCCGGGCGGAGUGGAAAAAUUUGGGCGGCUUUUCCGAUACCCUACGCCCCUGUCCACCCAGCAGUGAAUGGGUACGAGGUAUUAAUCGGGGGUUGUGUCCAGUCUCCUGGGGUCCGUUCCCUUCUCCUAUAAUUCCUUCCCCCUCCUGUCUCUCUCCGGCAUAUAACCACAGAUGUUGCGCCGGCUAAACGAAACUUUCCAACUUUCAUGAGAGCAGGUUGAAUGGUAGGCUGUCUCUAGGGUCGUAUUGAAGGUAAGCGGCAUUUUUAGCGUUUUUAAUUAGGGUAGGAUAAAUUGUAUACGGUUUCAAGAUGGUAUUUAAGGCGGAGUGACAAUUUUAACUGUUCAUUUUUUAGACGUUUUCAUCGUUUUCAUUUGAGUCGUAUAAGUAAAAUGUAUCGUCUAAGUUCCAUGGUUUCGGGGCCGUAGGAUUAUUGAAGGGAGGUCGGGGGGAGAUCGGCAUGUAGGAUGUUGAACCCCUUGCCUCCUCCCUGCAAUACUUGUUCUGAAAGAGAUUUUGGUACAAUUUGAUAGUGGUCUCUAAUAAUUGCAUUUCAUUUGUGUUAUCAGUCAUUGAGGGCAGUCUAUGCGGCGCCAUGACCGCAUACCCUAACCAAUCAGUCAAUCCACUGUCGAAAGCACACCGAACUACCAAAGUCUGAACCUCCCUCUCUAAAAUAUAUUGCAGCUCCCUCUAAAGUACAUUAAACCAAGGAAGUCUGAACCUGCCACCACAGUACUAAACUAACGAAGUCUGAACCUCUUCAAAACACCAAACUACCACCAAACAAGACUUUAAAAGGAGUUUGUGGGAUUUCCAUGAGUAGUUUUAAGCCACUGGUUGUAGUUCAAUCAUUCUUCUGUACCAUAAGCCUAAAAUAACACUCAUUAGAACCCGAUUAACCUCCUUUUUGGCUUUUGAAAGUAGUUGACGUAUAGAGUCGAAAGCGUCUGAUAUAAUGCCGACAUGAAUCUCGUUCCAAUAUACAUACAAUGAACUAGCAACGUCUUGAAUCUCCCACCACUACCAAUUCCCAGACUCUGCCCUGCUUGGUGUAAUUAAUGUUUCUGAAGUAAGGCAAUAGGAUAUGAAGUUGUACACUACUUUAAUGUUCAGUUUAAAUACAGGGAUGUAGAGUGUGGUAAGGGAAGUCUGUGUGGAAAUAAUCAAAGUAGCAUAAUAUAGCCUACUUCUCCAUUGUUUAGACGAGAGAGAGAGAGAGAGAGAGAGAGAGAGAGAGAGAGAGAGAGAGAGAGAGAGAGGACAUCCUUUAGGUCAGGGUGACGUCACGGCCUGCAUACGUUCCCCUCAUUCCGGAAGUAACGUUUUGCAAGUCACUCCACACAAACGUUGGUUAGAGUUGUUGUUGUUUUUGGUGGUGGUGUUCUUGUUGUUUGUGCAUGAAAACAUUGUAAUUAUUAUUAUUAUUAUUAUUAUUAUUAUUAUUAUUAUUAUUAUUAUUAUUAUUAUUAUUAUUAUUAUUACUAUUAUUAUUACUAUACUUAUCUAUCUAUAUUUAUUUUUUUAUUUAACUUUAUUUAUGUCUAAUUCCAUGUUAUGUUUUAUCUAUAAUUUGUAAGUUAUGUAUUUUUUAAGAGAGAGAGAGAGAGAGAGAGAGAGAGAGAGAGAGAGAGAGAGAGAGAGAGAGAGAGAGAGAGAGAGAGAGAGAGAGUAACUCGCCGUACCUCAUAAGAUUAGUUAAUUAUUGAUUAUUACCCUGUACGUACACGUGUGAUUGUGGGAUGGAUGUUGUUUACUUUUUGUUUGAAUGACUUAGUUUUUAUUACUUGCAUCAGUGUACACAUAUAUAAUAAAUAUCGCAU